Cydia pomonella (codling moth) is the source of this 2206-nucleotide messenger RNA. RefSeq lists its product as uncharacterized. The coding region runs from base 282 to 1178 and encodes 298 amino acids. NCBI's taxonomy places the organism in Eukaryota, Metazoa, Arthropoda, Insecta, Lepidoptera, Tortricidae. The transcript has 4 exons. The record is from RefSeq and is a predicted model, not a curated record.
UUUACAAUAUGUACAAUAAACAACAUAAAUUAUUCAUUUUAUACAUUUUACAAAUAGGUAGGCACUUGGUUGUUUUGUGUGGUUGGGUUAGCCACUCCUAUUGACAAAUAUGACUAUAUGACUUCUAACCUAGAUUUCUCUGAUUUCAUUUCUAACCUAGUGCCAAAUUUAGACACCCAAAGUCCAAGCUUUCGCGGCCUUAUCAAUUAGAUACAUCCUAAUUAAAUCGCUAAUUACUGUAUUUUCGUGCUCCCGCGGUUGGGCAGUGGACGUUUGUCAGAAUGGAGAAAUAUGUGAAUUUAUUUAAAAGGAAUGUGAUCAAUUUCAAGUUGGAACUAUGCUGCUUUAUGGCCCCAGUGAAAUCGGGGCUGCUGGCGUUCGCUUGCUUACAUAUUUUGAUUGGUGUGUCCACACUAAUGUUCUUCGCAGAAGAAAGUUUCGAACCCCUAUUGCUCAAGGUCCUAAACGGCAUUUCGGACGAGCCUCCUAAUUACGGACCUUCGUGCAUGAUUGUCUACGCUGUCGAACUUGGCUCGAAUGUAGUGCUGUUAUGCGGUAUAAUAAGGAACGACCUCAUACUGCUUCGUGUCUACAUGUACUUUGCCUUCGGAGUUCUGACGGCUGCACUCAUGACUUACUCCGUGAUGUUUGCACCUCAGGAACUAACCGUGAAGUUCCUCAUUGCCGGCAGUAUUGGACACCAAAUCUACAUCCUGUUGUUACUGCGAAGCGCAAUGAUCGAAAUAAAACAGGCUUUAAAACAGAACGAGAACGGCUACGCGGUCAGAUAUCGAAAAACUAGCGUUAGAUAUGUACCAGGCACCAGAGAUAGGUACAGUGUUGUUAUCGAACCUUACAGGCGAAGAUCUACUCAUCCUUAUGACAGAGAGCCUUAUAGACGAAGCAGCUCGUUGGUUCCUUUCGGUAGAGAACCAUACAGAAAAGGUUCUUUUGUACCUUAUAAAGAAGAACCAAGACAAAGUUCAGUUCAAGCACAUGUAAAAGUAGCCGAGGAAGAAAAGGCAACGGUUAUAGUAACGCAACCGAAGGAAGAGCUUGCUAAGGAAGCUGUUGAUAAGGAAGAGACAGUUAAAGAAGUGAAACGUAAGCGUAGCUUCUUUGGGAGGAAAGAGAAGGUGAAAAAAGAUGAAAUCCCGAAAGUGACAAACGAUGCUUGAAUGCUGUGCUUGUAUGAUAAAAUGUAUCACUGUUAUAAAUCUAAAUAAGGUCGAACUUAAAUGUAGCUAGUGAUGAAGUGACUGAUUUAUGUUAUGAAAUGUACGUAUAGGCAAUUAAAUGUGUGAUUAAAGUAUUUAUUUGUUGGAACAAAUAUUUUAAUAAGCCCCCUUUAAAAUAGAAAGCUCUUGUGUUCUAAAGUAUGAAAUACUAAAUUAAUAAAUUCAGAACUAUGACUUUAGAAAAUUCUGUCUACUAGAAAUAAAUAAAAAUUGUUAAAACCCUAAAAACCAAGUUCGGGCCAUGCUCAGUCAGUAUUAGUUUCUAUAUAAACCGCUACCUAACAAUUCCUUAUGAUCGCCUAGUAUGGUUAGGUUAGUACUCUGGUAGUAAGGUUAGGUAGUACAAGUCAUAAUUUCAUAUAAUUUUGACGAUUAAAAUAACACUUGCACUGCGUGUGCUAAUAGCAGAAUAGCACACAAUAGCACAGUGCUAUCAAAAUCUUUGCAGACUUAUCUUGGUCAAACUCUAGGUAGGUAUUAGCUUUCGUGAUGUUUUAAAGUAUCUGUCAAAUGUCACAUAUAAGGGAGAAGGAAACACUUGAUUCUAUUAAAAUAUGCACUUUAACCCUUUAAGCGUGAAGGAUAUUUAGGUUAAUAAUUGAAGCGUAUGCUAUCAAGUAACUUUCAGGUAAGUUGUAUACCUAUUGUCUCGCUGAUGCCCAUAAUCUGGGCAUGUGAAUGACAUUUCAAAAAGCGAAAUACGGAGGGAGUUAAGAAUUCAUAUGCCUUUUGCCCCUACUUCUCUCGCAUAACCCGUUCUUCGCCAGUUCGAUUAUUACCAUCAUAUGAAGGUGAAGGGCUAAAGGCAAAGAAUCGCACGAGAACUACGUUCGCCGUCCUCAUCAAUCGGUAGCUUGCGAUCAAUGGCCAGUCUAGUAAAAUAGGCGAAUGUCACAACGUCAGCGCCAAAUAAAUUGUGACCUUUUACAUUAGCGACAUCCUAAUUAGUGUAUCAGUUAAUGUACAUU